AUGGCCGCCAACGAUGUUCGAGGAUGGGUCAUGAGCACCGUCUCAGGUGUCGCCUGUGUACUCGGCUCGGGGAUCAUCUGUGUCGAUAUCAUCGUACGCCACAUUACCCGGGACAAGAAGUUUCAGAUUGCGAACAGCAACAACUUCUUGUCCGCUUCAUUAUGUCUGAGUGCUGGUGUCAUGCUCUUUACGUCCUUGUAUAGUAUGCUGCCCACGUCCAAAGAGUACUUGACACGAGCGGGCCAUUCCUCUUCUGCAUCCGCCUACAUCCUGACCGGCUUGUUCAUUGGGGGUGUGGUGGUCAUCCGCAUUGCCUCCGGCUUUUUACAUCGUUUCAUCCCGUCGCAUGUCGUCGAUUGCGCCCACACCCACGACGGGCCGGAAGAUGACCCUGAGCGCGGUGAACAAAUGCAAGAUUGCGACGAUGCGUCAAAUCACCCUCACGCCCAUAGCGCCCAGAGCGCCCAUGAGCAGACCCCCCUACUGCGCCCUGCUGGGUUGCACGGUUCCAAAUCGACGUCCCAGGUCACUCCGCAGAUCCCUGGUGUCUCGAGCGCGAAACGACAGGGUUCCCUCAGAGCGUCCAUCUCCCGGCGCAUCAGCUCCCUGAUGGACGGCGUGAAACAUCGAUGCGACGAAAAUGGCCCCUGUUAUGGCUUCUCCCAAACAUGUGGGCAAGAAUGCACAAAAGUCCUCGUUCCGACUCCCACGCCGCUGCCGUCUGGCCAUGGGGACUUUGAACCUCGCCCAGAAUUACUCCCAUCGCGGCACAGUCUUGACGGUCAACUAGACUCGACACAUCCCAUUGCAGAUAACACUAAUUUGAUUUCAGCCCUCGCAACCUCGGACGAGGAGCACCUGGGUGUCGGUGAUUCCGGGUUAAUUACCACGCAUACACCGACUUCCUCGUCCUCUUCCCAUACUCAGAGACCGAUCGCAGAGCACGAUCCAGACGCACACAAGAUCUCGGACGACCAUAGCUCUCAUCAACAUCAUCACGAGUGUCAAGAGGGCCAUAAUCAGCACGAACACGAUGAUGCUGGAGAAGGCACCUCGAAAGCAGAUCCUAUUCACCAUCACCAUGUGCCUCAGAAUGCCUUCCUCUCGAUUGGCCUCCAGACCUCUCUCGCUAUUGCGUUGCACAAACUUCCCGAGGGCUUUAUUACCUUUGCGACCAAUCACGCGAGUCCCAAACUUGGGCUCACUGUUUUCUUGGCUCUGUUCAUUCACAACAUCGUCGAGGGAUUUGCCAUGGCACUCCCAUUGUACCUCGCUCUGAACUCGCGAUGGAAAGCAAUGUUCUGGUCCAGUAUUCUGGGUGGAAUCAGUCAACCGGCCGGGGCUGGUAUUGCCGCCGUGUGGUUCUGGAGCUCGGGCCGCAAGGGAUCUGAAUCCGUCGGUCCGUCCUGGGGUGUCUACGGGGGCAUGUUUGCCGUGACCGCCGGUGUCAUGACAUCGGUUGCGCUGCAGCUGUUUAGUGAGGGUCUAGGGCUAACUCAUCACCGGAAUAUGGGCAUGGCCUUUGCUGUAGUGGGCAUGGGGCUGAUGGGGUUCAGUUUUGCAUUGACAGCUUGA
This is a messenger RNA of Penicillium diatomitis, 1575 nucleotides long. Its product is annotated as Zn(2+) transporter ZRT3. Bases 1 to 1575 code for a protein of 524 amino acids. The transcript is spliced from 3 exons. Gene Ontology annotation, molecular function: zinc ion transmembrane transporter activity. Gene Ontology annotation, biological process: zinc ion transmembrane transport. The record is from RefSeq and is a predicted model, not a curated record. Lineage: Eukaryota; Fungi; Ascomycota; Eurotiomycetes; Eurotiales; Aspergillaceae. Gene Ontology annotation, cellular component: membrane.